GGAACUCUUUGUUGUGGAGGAAGAAAACUUACUGACAACUUAUUCCUUGUGGUAACGCCUAGUAUAGCAGUUGUUGUCGCUAUGUUUUGUCUUAUUUGAACUGUUGACUUUAUUACGACGUUGUUCAAUUACGGUGGUAAUGGCAGAGUCGCUUGAAGACUGGACAUUGGUGUGCUCCUUGGCAGAACUGGUGGAAACAAACAGAAAGAGAAUCAAAAUGGAUGACAAAGAUAUUGUGAUUAUAAAGGCAAAGGGAAAUGUGUAUGCCUUGGACAGUUUCUGUUACCAUGCUGGAGGACCUCUGUAUAUUGGGGAUAUAGAGGACUUUGGAGGGAAGACUUGUAUCGUCUGUCCAUGGCAUAAAUACAAAGUAGCUAUUGACCGAGGAGAAAUGGUGUACCAGUCUUGUGAUCCCCAUAACCUAAGCAAGCCUGCAGUAUGGAAAAGCAGUGGAGUGAAGCAAAGGACACAUGCAGUUACAGUUCGAGAUGGAAAUGUAUAUAUCAAAUUUACAGACUGUACCGGCAAGAUUCCAUCAGAUCAGUACAAUAACAAGGACUACAGGGAGAGACUGGGGUUGUCAUGAUGAGUACAGCUUGA
Pecten maximus is the source of this 600-nucleotide messenger RNA. Its product is annotated as Rieske domain-containing protein-like. The transcript is spliced from 5 exons. The coding region runs from base 140 to 586 and encodes 148 amino acids. Gene Ontology annotation, molecular function: 2 iron, 2 sulfur cluster binding. The record is from RefSeq and is a predicted model, not a curated record. NCBI's taxonomy places the organism in Eukaryota, Metazoa, Mollusca, Bivalvia, Pectinida, Pectinidae.